CCUGAACUGCAAACUUCAAUGUGAUGCUGAGCAAGUUCCUGAGCCCAUGCUACCACCAACUGGCCAAGAACUGGAUCCCCACAGCGGGCAUGUGGGAUGACAUGGGCACCAUGGGGCUAGUGUCGGCCACUGACUGGCAGCUGAUUCUGGCCUGGGUGCCCUACAUCAAUAGCAAGUUUAAGAAGGAUGACUAAUUAAACUGACCUCCUCACAGCCCUCUGGUGACUGGUGGUGCCAACAGCUUCCUUCUCAGCACCUGCUACAUCUGGAACAGCCCCAGCCUUCAGCAUGGACCGAGAGGAAAUCUACUGUGUGACUUAGGACUUUCUAUGUUUCUGAAAAUAACUUUGAUGUGUUAAUGCAUUAAACCUUGCUCUGAAACCUGAAAAAAA
Pipistrellus kuhlii (Kuhl's pipistrelle) is the source of this 392-nucleotide messenger RNA. RefSeq names its product cytochrome b-c1 complex subunit 10-like. The coding region runs from base 24 to 194 and encodes 56 amino acids. The record is from RefSeq and is a predicted model, not a curated record. Gene Ontology annotation, biological process: mitochondrial electron transport, ubiquinol to cytochrome c. Gene Ontology annotation, cellular component: mitochondrial inner membrane. The transcript has a single exon. Lineage: Eukaryota; Metazoa; Chordata; Mammalia; Chiroptera; Vespertilionidae.